GCUGGGAAAACAACUCUGAAGUUGGCGAGCGGCCCCGCCCCUGCUGCCGUGCCGCCGCCGCCUCCCCACCCCCAGCCCUGGCAUCCCAAGCACUGGUCGAGGAGCCGAGGCCAUGGAACCUCCUCGAGGAGACGGCACUUCGGGACCUGGACGUUCUGAGCGGCGACGCCUUCCCACUGGGUAGACGACAGAAGCUCUGGGAAGCUUUCUGCUCCGCCAGACGGCUCAGUAUGCUGCGGGCCACCCUCCUCUUCCUUCUCCUGGGAGGCGCGCUGGCCCAUCCAGACCGGAUCAAUUUCCCAAAUCCUGCCUGUGAGGACCCUCCAGCAGUGCUCUCGGAAGUGCAGGGCACCUUACAAAGGCCCCUGAGCCGAGACGGCCACAACUCCCCUGCCAACUGCACCUGGCUCAUCCUGGGCAGCAAGGAGCGGAAUGUAAUGGUCAGGUUCCAAAAACUGCACCUGGCCUGUGACUCAGAGCGCCUAAUCCUGCGCUCCCCUCUCCAGCCACAGAUCUCCCUGUGCAAGGCACCUGCCAACCCUCUGCAGCUGCGUGGGGGCAAUGUCACCAUUACCUACAGCUAUGCCGGGGCCAGAGCACCCAUGGGCCAAGGCUUUCUGCUCUCCUACAGCCAAGAUUGCCUGCAGGAAGAGUUCCAGUGCCUGAACCACCGCUGUGUCCCUGCGUCCCAGCACUGCGAUGGUGUUGAUGCCUGUGGCGAUGGCUCUGAUGAGGCAGGUUGCAGUUCAGACCCCUUCCCUGUCCUGACACCAAUCCCGUUCCCUACCCCACCCUGCAAUCACACCUUGGAAGACUUCUAUGGGGUCUUCUCCUCCCCUGGAUACUCAUACCUGGCCUCAGUCUCCCAUCCCCAGUACUGCCUCUGGCUCCUGGACCCCCAUGAUGGCCGGCGCCUGGCUGUGCGCUUCACAGCCUUGGACCUGGGCUAUGAAGAUACGGUGCAUGUGUAUGAUGGCACCGGGCUCCCUGAGACCUCCCGGCGGCUGCGCAGACUCACCCACUUCAACAAUGGCAAGGCUGUCACUGUGGAGACACUGUCUGGCCAGGCCAUUGUGGCCUACCACACAGUUCCUUGGAGCAAUGGUCGGGGCUUCAAUGCCACCUACCAUGUACAGGGCUACUGCUUGCCUUGGGACCGACCCUGCGGCUUAGGCUCUGGCCUGGGGGCUAGCGAGGGCCUAGGUGAGCGCUGCUACAGUGAGGCACAGCGCUGCGACGGCUUAUGGGACUGUGCUGAUGGCACAGACGAGGAGAACUGCCCCAGCUGCCCACCUGGACACUAUCCCUGUGGGGCUGCCGGCACUCCUGGUGCCUCAGCCUGCUACCUGCCUGCCGACCGCUGCAACUACCAGACCUUCUGUGCUGAUGGAGCAGAUGAGAGACGUUGCCGGCACUGCCAGCCUGGCAACUUCCGAUGCCGGGAUGAGAAGUGUGUGUAUGAGACGUGGGUUUGUGACGGGCAGCCAGACUGUGCUGAUGGCAGUGAUGAGUGGGACUGCUCCUAUGCCCUGCCCCGCAAGGUCAUCACAGCCGCAGUCAUUGGCAGCCUUGUGUGUGGCUUGCUGCUCGUCAUUGCUCUGGGCUGCACCUGCAAGCUCUAUGCCAUCCGCACCCAAGAGUACAGCAUCUUUGCCCCACUCUCCCGGAUGGAGGCUGAGAUUGUGCAGCAGCAGGCACCUCCGUCCUAUGGGCAGCUCAUUGCCCAGGGUGCCAUCCCACCUGUAGAGGACUUCCCUACAGAGAACCCAAAUGAUAACUCAGUGCUGGGCAACCUGCGUUCUCUGCUUCAGAUCUUGCGCCAGGAUAUGACUCCAGGAGGUGCCGCAGGUACCCGCCGCCGACAGCGGGGCCGCUCAACGCGCCGCCUGGUACGCCGUCUCCGCCGCUGGGGCCUGCUUCCUCGAACCAACCCCCCAGCCCGGACCUCUGAGACCAGAUCUCAGGUCCCACCUUCUGAUGCUCCCCUUGAAGCCCUAGAUAACAGCACAGGUCCAGCCCGUGAGAUUGGGGCAGUAGGUGGGCAAGAUGGGGAACAGGCACCCCCACUGCCUGUCAAGGCUCCCCUUCCAUCUGCCAGUACAUCUCCAGCUCCCCCUACUGUCCCUGAGGCACCAAGGCCACUGCCCUCAGCAUCCCUAGAGCCAUCACUGUUGUCUGGAGUGGUACAGGCCCUGAGAGGCCGCAUUCUGCCCGGCCUUCGGCCCCCAGGACCAGCUCGACCCCCAGGACCAACCCGGACCCCACCUGAACCCCACACAAUAGUCCUGUCCCCAGAGGAUGAGGAUGAUGUGCUGCUGGUGCCACUGGCUGAGCCAGGGGUCUGGAUAGUUGAAGCAGAGGAUGAGCCACUGCUUGCCUGAGGUGACCCAGCUCCCCAACGGCUCAAGUACAGUGACAGUAACCCUCUAGAGAGCAGCUUAUUUUCUUGCCACUACCUCCCUUUUCUUCCUGACCCACAGUCUGAGGGGACUUAGUGAACCUCCCUUUGGCCCCGUGUCAUUGCCGUAAAGUUAGGUGUCCCUUGGGCAGGGAAAGGGCUCACACAGAGCUCCCUCUGCACGUGGCCAGAGACCAGUCCCUCUACCACCCUCUCCUCACACUACCACUAUUCAGGUGCCUCUUUUUAAAACGUGAAGGGGUUAUAGGCCUGAUCAUCCCAUCCUUGCCAUUCCCUUACUCAGAAGUGACCUUUAGCACCAGAAUGCCAAUUGGCUGGAGACUUCCAGCCCCCAAGGGGAGGAUUUCAGGCAGAGCCUGAGGUUUGCCAACUGUAAUCCUUCCUAUAGGGCCUGGCUUAUAAAAAGAGCACAACAAAUGCUUUUGUCUCAUAGCUAGGUCAUUGUCUAGAAAGUCAAGAUUGAAAAUAAAGGAAUCAGAAAUUUAA
Pteropus alecto (black flying fox) is the source of this 2905-nucleotide messenger RNA. RefSeq names its product LDL receptor related protein 10 (gene LRP10). Gene Ontology annotation, molecular function: protein binding. Lineage: Eukaryota; Metazoa; Chordata; Mammalia; Chiroptera; Pteropodidae. The transcript is spliced from 7 exons. The coding region runs from base 231 to 2381 and encodes 716 amino acids. The record is from RefSeq and is a predicted model, not a curated record. Gene Ontology annotation, cellular component: plasma membrane.